Daucus carota subsp. sativus is the source of this 2149-nucleotide messenger RNA. RefSeq names its product casein kinase 1-like protein 1. Lineage: Eukaryota; Viridiplantae; Streptophyta; Magnoliopsida; Apiales; Apiaceae. The record is from RefSeq and is a predicted model, not a curated record. The transcript has 15 exons. Bases 83 to 1978 code for a protein of 631 amino acids. Gene Ontology annotation, biological process: signal transduction; peptidyl-serine phosphorylation; endocytosis. Gene Ontology annotation, cellular component: nucleus; cytoplasm. Gene Ontology annotation, molecular function: zinc ion binding; protein serine/threonine kinase activity; ATP binding.
UGGAAAUACUUGAGGCUAAUUCUCUACCUUAAUAUUUGACCUGCUAGUAGCCUGGUAUACAUAUUGGGAAGCUUGGGUUCUGAUGGAGAUUUCUGUUGGCAACAAGUUUCGCUUGGGCAAGAAGAUUGGCAGGGGAUACUCUGGAGAGAUUUAUAGUGGUACUAACAUGAGAACAAACGAGGAAGUUGCAAUUAAGCUUGAAAGUGUGAAGACCAAGCAUCCUCAGUUGCUGUAUGAAUCAAAGUUGUAUGCGCAUCUACAUGGAGGAACUGGAAUUCCAGAUAUCAAGUGGUUUGGAGUGGAAGGAGAUUAUAAUGUUAUGGUGAUGAAUUUGCUUGGACCUAGUCUUGAAAAUCUCUUUGACUAUUGUGGAAGAAAAUUUUCUUUGAAAACAGUUCUCAUGUUAGCAGAUCAAAUGAUCAAUCGUGUAGAAUUUGUUCAUUCUAAAUCAUUUCUACACCGUGAUAUUAAGCCAGAUAAUUUUCUCAUGGGAUUACAGAGCCGAGCAAAUCAGGUUUCCAUCAUAGACUUUGGUAUUGGUAAAAAGUAUAGAGACAGGUCAACUCACCAACACAUACCUUACAGAGAGAAUAAAAACUUGACUGGGACAGCAAGAUUUGCUAGUAGGAACACCCAUCUUGGUAUCGAGCAGAGCAGAAGGGAUGACAUGGAAUCCCUUGGAUUCGUUUUUAUGUACUUCCUCAGAGGAAGUCUCCCAUGGCAAGGUAUGAAUGCUAGAACUAAAAAAGAGAAGUAUGAGAGGAUCAGUAAAAAGAAAGUUUCGACAUCCAAUGAAGCAUUAUGUCAUGGUUUUCCGACCGAAUUUUCUUCCUACUUCAAUUAUUGCCAUUCAUUGCAAUUUGAGGAUGAGCCUGAUUAUGCUUAUUUGAAGAGAGCAUUCCGUGACCUUUUUAUACAAGAAGGAUUUCAAUUUGAUUAUGUUUUUGACUGGACUGUAAAAAAGUACCCACAGAUGCAAACGACUGCCAAAUUCGGGACCCUUGAGCCAACUGCUGGAUCAAGUAUCGCAAUCCAGUCUACUAAUCCAAACGUUGACCCACAGCUAGGUGACAAAGAAGUGAGGCAAGGUUUUUCUUCUAUUGAUCUUUGUGGUAGAAGCAGCCAUGGACAAGAUUUGUAUAGAAGAGUUUUGUCUAAGCAGAAGAGUCCGGUAGUGAGUGACUUACUCAAGGGCAAAGACAUGUUGCCAAGCUCCAGUUCUUUAGGAAGAGCAGGUGGGUUAUUUAGACAAGCUGGCGUCUCUAGUAGCUGGGAACCAUUUACAGGCGGGAACGAGUUAGAUCCUCUUCAUUCCCUAACCGCUUAUGAUCCGAGUGAUGGCCUGGUUCCUUCUUUUUUUACGUGUGACAUCUGUGUGGAACAAAAACCAUUUAAGGAAUCAUUCCCUGUAAAGGGUUGUACUCACUAUUAUUGUUCUGACUGUGUUCACAAGUAUGUGGAAUUAAAGCUACAGUUCAACAUCACCCAAAUCCCUUGCCCAGAUUCAGGUUGUAAUGGUCUUUUGGAGCUUGAACAUUGCCAGUCUAUUUUGCCUCCGGAGGUGUUUAAUAGAUGGGGGGACGCUUUAUGUGAGGCUCUAAUACUAGUCUCUCCAAAAUUUUAUUGUCCCUUCAAGGAUUGUUCUGAACCUUUAAUACAGGAUGCUGAUAGUAAUGGAAUAGUAGAAUCUGAAUGUCCGAGUUGCCGGAGAUUAUUUUGUGCCAAGUGCAAGGUUCCUUGGCACUCGGGUAUAAAGUGUGUGGAGUUCCAGAAGUUGCACAAAAAUGAGAGGGAAAGUGGCGAUAUUAUGCUCAUGCAACUAGCUAAGAAAAACAAAUGGACCCGUUGUCCAAAAUGCAAGUUUUACGUGGAAAGGUCUGAAGGUUGCUUGUUUAUGAAAUGCAGGUGCGGACAUACUUUCUGUUACAACUGUGGAGCUCCUCUAGUGAACCACUACUGUACCAACUGCAAGCAUUGAAUCAUGGUACAUACUCUUAACAUCUACCUUAGUGUACAAGUUCUUAGCAUCCCCCUCAACAUGUACAGUACCGGAAAAGCCCCCACAUAAGCAACCUUGUUGUUCUUUCCAUGAUCUGUACAGAAACUAAUGAUGCAAAAUAUGUUUUAAAGAGAAUCCUCUUUCAUUUGA